Nestor notabilis (Kea) is the source of this 1407-nucleotide messenger RNA. It is a transcript of the gene PRLR, whose product is annotated as prolactin receptor. The transcript has 11 exons. Gene Ontology annotation, cellular component: membrane; signaling receptor complex; external side of plasma membrane. Gene Ontology annotation, molecular function: cytokine binding; cytokine receptor activity. Bases 1 to 1407 code for a protein of 468 amino acids. Gene Ontology annotation, biological process: cytokine-mediated signaling pathway. The record is from RefSeq and is a predicted model, not a curated record. Lineage: Eukaryota; Metazoa; Chordata; Aves; Psittaciformes; Psittacidae.
AUGAAGCAGAAACUGACAUCAUCAGUUCAAACCAUUCUGCUACUUGCUCUGACUGCAGUGAGUCUGAUGGGUCAGUCAUACCCUGGAAAACCUAAGAUAAUAAGAUGUCAUUCUCUAGAAAAGGAAACCUUUUCUUGUUGGUGGAAGCCUGGCUCAGAUGGAGGACUUCCUACCAAUUACACCAUGUUCUACAGCAAGGACAGUGAAGAAAAAAUCUAUGAAUGUCCAGACUACCAAACAUCAGGUCCCAAUUCCUGCUACUUUGAUAAAAACCACACUAAUCCCUGGACAACAUAUAAUAUCACUGUAAUAGCAACAAACGAGAUUGGAAGUAACAUCUCGGAUCCUCAGUACGUGGAUGUGACCUCCAUAGUUCAGCCAGAUGCUCCCGUGAACCUCACUGUAGAAACAAAAACAUCUGCUAGCAUAACAAACCUUUGGGCAAAAUGGUCUCCACCUCCAACAGCUGAUGUCAGAGCUAAUUCACAUGUGUAUCACUAUGAGCUACGACUAAAAACUGAAGGAAUGGAAGAGUGGGAGGAAACAAUACCUGUGGGAGUGCAGACACAGUACAAUGUGAUUAAGGUACAACCUGGAGCAAAGUAUGUUGUUCAGGUCCGUUGCAUGUUAGACCUUGGAAAAUGGAGUGAGUGGAGCUCUGAAAGACACAUUCAGAUUCCCAAACGACAGUCACCUCCUGAAAAGCCUACAAUAAUAAAAUGCCGUUCUCCAGAAAAGGAAACAUUUACUUGUUGGUGGAAACCUGCUUCAAAUGGAGGAUAUCCUAUUAACCACACUUUGCUUUACAGCAAAGAAGGAGAAGAACAAGUUUAUGAAUGUCCAGACUACAAAACUGCAGGCACCAAUUCAUGCUACUUUGAUAAAAAGCACACCUCUUUCUGGACCAUAUACAAUAUUACUGUGAAAGCAACAAAUGAAAUGGGAAGUAACGUCUCUGAUCCUCAUUAUGUGGAUGUGACUUACAUAGUACAGCCAGAUCCUCCUGUGAACAUAACUUUGGAAUUAAAAAAGUCAGUAAACAGAAAACCAUAUCUAAUCUUGACAUGGUCUCCCCCCCCACUGGCUGAUGUCAGAUCUGGAUGGCUUACCCUUGAAUAUGAGUUGCGACUCAAGCCUCAAGAAGGAGAGGAAUGGGAGACUGUUUUUGUUGGACAGCAAACACAGUAUAAAAUGUUUAGUUUAAAUCCUGGAAAGACAUACAUUAUGCAGAUUCAUUGCAAACCAGAUCACCAUGGAUCAUGGAGUGAAUGGAGCCCAGAAAAGUAUAUUCAAAUCCCGACUGAAUAUAGAGUAAAAGAUAUGGUUGUGUGGAUCGUCGUUGGUGUGUUGUCAUCUCUUAUAUGUUUAAUCAUGAGCUGGAUAAUGAUUUUGAAAGGGUACAGGUAA